AUGAUCUUUCCCCAAACAAACUUACCUAUCCAUUCGUACGCCGAUGAUGCUACUCUGCAUUACUCAACAUCUUUUGACAGAAGACCUUCCCAACAGGAAUUACAGAACUCCAGACUGGAAGCCGCAAAAUGCUUUACCUCAGACUUUGCUAUUAUUUCUGAUUGGGACAGGAGGAACUUAAUGUCCUUCGUGUCUCAAAAAUUCAAUUUCUCCACCUAUCAACUCGACACAAUCUUCUAAACUCCUAUCCCUUAUUCUUCGGUAACACUUAGCUAUCCCAUUCUUUUACACUAAACAUCCUUGGUCUCAAAAUCUCAACUGGAAUUUUCACAUCUCUCACUAAAUCAGCUUCGUCGAGGUUGGGCGUUCUGUAUCGUCCCCGCCGGUUAUUUUCCCACUCUCAGAUGCUGUCCCUUGUCUGCUCUCGUAUGGAGUAUGCAUCUUAUGUGUUGGGGGGCUCCACACACAGCCCUUUUGGACAGAGUGGAGUCUAUGGCUCUUUGUCUUAUUAGUUCCCUUCCUCUUACUGAUAGUCUUGUCUCUUAAAUUCCGCCGCCAUGUUGCCUCUCUUUCUAUCUUCUGUCGAUAUUUUCACGCUGACUGCUCUUCUGAACUUACUAACUGCAUGCCUCCCCACCUCCCGCGGCCAUGCUAUACACUCGACUUUCUACCCAAGCCCACCCCCUUACUGUCCAGACCCCUUAUGCAAGAGUUAACCAGUAUCUUCAUUCUUUCAUCCCUUUCACUCUGGAACAGCCUUCCUUCGUCUGCAUUUCCUCCUGCCUACGACUUAACCUCUUUCAAGAGGAGAGUAUCAAGACACCCCUCCACCCGAAAUUGACCUCUCUUUUUUUUUUUUUUUCUUCUUUUUUUACAGCAAAGGAAGCAGCUCAAGGGCAAGAAAAAGGUGCAGAAAAGAAAAGCCCGCCCAUCGCUGCUCCUACAAAUGAAAAAGUGAACUGUGGCCAAAGAAGAGAGCUAGGGGUCAAUUUCGGGUGGAGAGGCUUGGCCUACCAUUUCUAGGCUGGUGUUUGGUUGAGUUAGGAAAGCAUUCAACACAGUACCAAACCACACUCCAGUACAUCUAAAAGGCAUCUAAUAGCGCUGUUUCUCCCCCGCAGUGGUGGUGGGCCAGUACCAGGUGCAAGUCUACGACCACCUGGUGAUGACGGGCAACACAGCGGUCCUGCAGUGCGUCGUGCCGUCCUACCUGCGCGAGUUCGUCUCCGUCACGUCCUGGCAGCUGGAGGACUCGAGGCACGUCUACCCCUCCCUGCACGGCGACGGGAAGUACCACAUGACGGAGGCGGGGGACCUUCACGUGUUGGAUGUCACCCCCGCGGACGGCCUCUCCAGGUUCCGGUGCCGCGCCCUACACCACCUCACCGGCAAGUCCCAGGUGUCCGCCAGCCCCGCCAGGAUCAUCGUUACAGAGGCCCAGGGCGCGGUGGCUCCUCGGAUGCGUGAGAGCGGCGGCCGUGUGGUGGUCGAAUCGGGUUCUUCAGUCACCCUGCCGUGCGUCGCUCAGGCCCACCCGCCGCCCUCCUAUAGCUGGUUUAGAGGGUCCGACGCGGUUGGCAGCGGGGACGUGGGCGGCGGCGUGUGGGUCGUCGGGGGAUCGCUGGUGCUGGAGCGGGCCGACACCUCGCACGCCGGCCAGUACUCCUGUGUGGCCAACAACACCGCGGGCCAGGCCAGGAUGCCCGUACAUCUGAUGGUGGUGGUGCCGCUGUCCGUGCAGGUCACGCCCCGCCAGGUUCAGGUUGACGCCGGGGGCCGCUUGGAGCUUAAGUGCCACGUCUCCGGCUCCCCCGUCGAGGCCGUCACCUGGCUCAAGGACGGCGCGGAGGUGCGGGCGGAGGGGCGCGUCAGUCUGCGGCCCCGCGACACGCUGAGGGUGGCGCCCGUGGUGUCCUCAGACGCGGGCAUGUACCAGUGCGUUGCCACCCACGCCCACCACUACGCCCAUGCCCACGCCCACGUCACGCUGGGAGCCGCACCGCCUCAGCUGCUGUACCGCUUCAUCGAGCAGACCCUCCAGCCCGGGCCCGCGGUGUCCCUCAAGUGUAUCGCCGCCGGGACGCCCACGCCGCACAUCACCUGGACGCUGGACGGCUUCCCGCUGCCACACUCCCACAGGCUAGUGAAGGGCCAGUACGUGUCUGCCGAGGGGGACGUGAUUAGCCACGUCAACAUCAGCUCGGUGCACGUGGCGGACGGCGGCGCCUACACGUGCACUGCGGCCAACAGUGCAGGUGAGGCCGCCCACUCCGCGCGGCUCAACGUGUACGGCCCGCCCCAGGUGCGUCCCAUGGGCCAGCAGACGGCCGUGGCGGGGAGGACCUUCGUCGUGGCCUGCCCCGCCUCUGGACACCCCAUACACACCAUCACCUGGACCAAGGACGGGUCGCCGUUGCCCAGGAGUUACCGUCAGCGAGUCUUGGCCAACGGGACGCUUGUGAUCCAGGAGGUGACACGCGGCGCUGACGACGGCCGCUACGCCUGCACGGCCGCCUCCCGCUCUGGCCGCGCCGACACCCAGACCCUCCAGCUGCGUGUGUUGGUGCCGCCCAGCCUGGCACAACUCACCUUCCCCAAGAACACGAGGGCGGGCAUGCAGAUCCGCGCCACGUGCCUGGUGCAGGAGGGCGACCAGCCGGUGCGCUACGCCUGGACCAAGGACGGACGGCCGCUGGACGCUCGCCUGGGUGUGCGCACGUCGCAGCUGGACGCCUUCACCUCCAUCCUGGUGAUCGAGCGUGCGGCGGCGGAGCACUCGGGGAACUACACCUGCACCGCCUCCAACGCCGCCGCAGCCUCAGCCACCACCGCGCGCCUCACUGUCAACGUGCCGCCGACGUGGGUGGUGGAGCCGAGCAGCAGCAGCGUGGCCCUGGGCGGCAGUCUGGCCCUUCACUGCCUGGCGCGCGGCUUCCCGGACCCCGUCACCACCUGGAGGAGGCAGGCAGCGUCAGGCGAGUUCGUGGGCGUGGUGGAGGGCGUGGGCUCGGGCGACACCAGCAUCGUGCAGUGGAAGAACGGCACGCUGUGGAUCGGGCGGUCGGCACGGGGCCACGAGGGCCGCUACCUGUGCGAGGCGGGCAACGGUGUGCCUCCAGGCCUCUCCAAGCUGGUGGACAUCACGGUCAACGAGCCGCCUUGGUUUCGCGCCACGGAGCAGCGUCAGGAGGUGCGGGUGGGUGGCGCCGCCACGCUGACGUGCCACGCCCAUGGCGACGCCCUGUUGACGCUGGCCUGGAGCAGGGACGCCGUGUCACUGCCGCCGCUGCCGAGGUACCAAGUGUCGUCGCGGGAGGAGCCUGAGCAGGGCGGCACCGUCUCGCAGCUGGUGGUGACGGACGCACGCCUUGAGGACUCCGGCGCCUUCACCUGCACGGCCUCCAACAGCCACGGCGUGCGGACCUCACAUCUUCACCUUCUCGUGCAAGACGUGCCGGGGCCUCCGUCGGGCGUGGAGGUGGCCGAGGUGGGGCCGCAGCACCUGGCGGUCACCUGGACGUCGCCGCAGGACUCCAACGCCCCCAUCACGGCCUACAUCGUGACGGUGGAGCCCCAGUCCUCGGCAGCCGGGUCGGGCGGGGCGCGCGAGGAACGUGUGGGCGGCCAGGAGCGGCGAGUGGUGGUCGGCGGCCUGACCCCCGCCACGCAGUACAGCCUCAGGGUCGCGGCUGAGAACCACGUGGGGCGCGGCAGGUCCUCCCCGCCCGUGAUCGCCAGCACCGAGGAGCAGCCCCCAUCGGCGCCCCCUCGCAGCGUGACGGUGAUGGCCGUGUCCUCCUCAGCGCUGCGGGUCACGUGGGAGCCGCCGCAGCAGAACACCACGCACGGGACGCUGCUCGGGUACCACCUCGGACACAAGCUGGGCAGCGACGCCGAGGACACGUACAACUUCACUCGCGUGGGCGGCGUGGGCAGCCUGGGCGUGACGAGUGCCCGCGUGCCCGGCCUCAAGCCCCACACCCGCUACUCCGUCGUGCUGCGCGCCUUCAACUCCAAGGGCGCCGGACCCACCUCGCCGCCAGCCCUCGCCACCACGCUGGAGGACAAGCCCAGCGCGCCGCCCGGCCGAGUGAGGUGCGACGGGGUAUCCUCAUCCAGCCUGGUGGUGACGUGGACCCCACCGCCGCCCUCACACAGGAACGGCGUCGUCACCAGCUACCGCGUCGCCUUCUGGAAAACGGCAGCCACGGAGGACGGCAGCGAGGAGGCCGCCAUGAUGUCCAAGGGUUUGCGCGCCCAGCUGGACAACCUGAGGCCCUGGACGAACUACUCUGUGAGCGUGGCGGCGUCCACCAGGGCGGGGCAGGGCGUGGCCUCCGAGGCGCUGGUUUGCACCACUCAUCAGGACGUCCCCGAGGCCCCAGCACGCAUCAAGGCCGUGGCGUCAGGUCCCAGGGCCGCCGUGGUGUCCUGGGCCCCGCCGGCACACCCCCACGGCCGCCUCAUACGCUACACCGUGUACUGGAAGGCUGCGGGCGGUGGAAGCGGCGGCGGUGGUGGGGAAAUCAGUCGCCGAGUUGACCCCGAGCUGACCCACCUGACGCUGCAUGACCUGUCCCACGUCGCCCACAAGGUGUGGGUGACGGCGGCCACCAAGAAGGGCGAGGGGCCCUCGAGCAGCGUGGUGCUGGUCAAACCCUCGCACUCAGUGGGCGCCGGCGUGUGGUCCGUGGGCGGCAACGUGACAGCGGCGUGGCGCGAGGACGUGAGUCUGCCGUGCGGGGCCGUGGGCGCGCCGGAGCCUAGCCUGGAGUGGGCGCACGACGGGGCUCCGCUGCACUCCGGCCAGCAGAGGGCGUCGGUGCAGCGGGACGGCACCCUGAGCCUGAGUGACCUGCAACGGAACGACGGCGGCCGCUACACGUGCACCGCCACCAACCACCACGGCAGGGACUCCGCCGUGUACCACCUCACCGUGCUGGUUCCGCCGUCACCACCGUCGCUACACGUCAUCGAGACCACCACCUCGUCAGUCCGUGUCCAGUGGAACGUGGAGGACACCGGGGGCGCCACGCUGCAGGGCUCCUCGUUGCACUACAGAGUAGUUGAGAGUAAGAAGCCUGAAAAGAGUAGAGUAGCUGAGAGUAAGAAGCCUGAAAAGAGUAGAGUAGUUGAGAGUAAGAAGCCUGAAAAGAGUAGAGUAGUUGAGAGUAAGAAGCCUAAAAGAGUAGAGUAG
Messenger RNA from Eriocheir sinensis (Chinese mitten crab), 5197 nucleotides. RefSeq names its product cell adhesion molecule Dscam2-like. The transcript is spliced from 24 exons. Gene Ontology annotation, molecular function: cell-cell adhesion mediator activity. Gene Ontology annotation, cellular component: plasma membrane; axon. Bases 1166 to 5197 code for a protein of 1343 amino acids. NCBI's taxonomy places the organism in Eukaryota, Metazoa, Arthropoda, Malacostraca, Decapoda, Varunidae. The record is from RefSeq and is a predicted model, not a curated record. Gene Ontology annotation, biological process: dendrite self-avoidance; axon guidance; homophilic cell-cell adhesion.